AUGACUUGUGUAAGAAUAGUUAAUUAUACCAUCCUGCUUAAUGGGGAAUCUGUGGAACCAUUUAAUGCUGCUAAAGGCCUAAGACAAGGAGAUCCAAUAUCUCUUUUCCUAUUUGCUAUUUCCAUGGAAUACCUGAGUAGACUUCUCAAUGAACUGCAACAUGAUAACAUAUUCAUAUACCAUCCAAGAUGUGGUAAGCUACACAUCACUCAUCUGAGCUAUGCUGAUGACCCGCUCCUUUUUGCCAGAGGUGACACAUCUUUAGUACAAAGACUACAUGAGUGCUUCACAAUAUUCUCAACAACUUCUGGACUACAAGCAAACUUGGCAAAGAGUGCCAUAUACUGUGGGGGAUGGAGAGCAAGGUUAGAGAAGCAAUCUACCAGACACUGGGAUACUCUCAAGGGUACAACUAAUACAGACUGUACUGUUUGGAAUCCAAUCCUACUGGGCUCAAAUUUCCCCCUACCAGUCAAAGUGAUUAAAGUGAUCGAAGCCUAUUGUAGAAGCUACAUAUGGUCAGGUGGAAAUGAAAUUACAAAGAGAGCCCUCAUUGCCCGGGAUAAAGUUUGUCUACCCAAGACAGUUGGUGGUCUCAACUUAACAACCUACAGAUAUGGAAUGCUGUUGCUAUUGCCAAAACAUUCUGGGAUCUAUCUCACAAGCAAGACAAACUGUGGAUUAAAUGGAUUCAUGAUUUCUACAUCAAAGAACAGUGUACAAAAACCAUGCCUAUCCCAAAGAAUGCUAGCUGGAUGGUGA
This is a messenger RNA of Nicotiana attenuata, 762 nucleotides long. RefSeq lists its product as uncharacterized. NCBI's taxonomy places the organism in Eukaryota, Viridiplantae, Streptophyta, Magnoliopsida, Solanales, Solanaceae. The transcript is spliced from 2 exons. The coding region runs from base 1 to 762 and encodes 253 amino acids. The record is from RefSeq and is a predicted model, not a curated record.